AUGCGUCUUCGAGAUAGAAUGUAUCCGACGUGCAAAAUUGAGGCAUUAACAUUCAACAUUACCACUUCCUGUGCUGAAAACCCAACAUUCAUUAUCAGCUGUGGAGCUUGUCAAACUUGCGUGCUCACAUACUCAAUCGAACAUCCAGAUGUCGACACCGAUGAGAAAGAAAUAACACCACUCAUUUCUUCACAAUUGAAUAAAUGUCUUAAUAUGCCUGGAGGAACGGAGGUACAACAGUAUUCAAUACAAGUAUCGAAUCUAACAGCUUUACAUUCAUGGAUAGUUGGAACGAAGACUUCGAUAGCUACUGAAGCGACGGCAAGGAAGAAAGUUUUGUCGACUACGACGGGAUCGAUUAGUUCCGUGACACCAAGUAGUUGGACAAGCAGUUUGCAGAGUGAUUCGGAGGAUUGGUCGACGAUCUUGAGUACUGCUACUUGGGCCAGUGCUUAUUUUAGUGCGUUAUCUGCAGCAUCAAUAUCCGCCAUGAAAGCAUCCUCACGCCCAUCAACUCCCACUCCAACCAUAACCCCCGAGACCAGCAGCAGCAGUACAGGGGUAUCUAACUCUACCAUCCCUCUUAUCUCCACUACCUCUGCCUCCCCCCUAAAUAAAAGCUGGAUAAUCGGUCCCAUCAUCGGAUCUCUCCUCGGCAUGUCCACCGUCUUUAUAGUCAUCUUCUUCACCCGACGCAAACAGCAUCGAGACUUCCUCUUCCAACAACCUCUCCAACAGCAUCUCCAUCAACGACAUAUCCCCAUCGAUAUAGGACCCUACAAAAGUGGGCUGCCAACAAAGGAAUGA
Sclerotinia borealis F-4128 is the source of this 807-nucleotide messenger RNA. Lineage: Eukaryota; Fungi; Ascomycota; Leotiomycetes; Helotiales; Sclerotiniaceae. The record is from the annotation of a GenBank genome assembly.